AUAUCCGUUAUUUGAAGAAAACCAAGAAAUUUUCGUUUGAAGCGCGUGUUGAAGAGGUUUUUUGCGAAGAAGAUCCAAGUUUCAUCUUCGUAUGUUUGUUGUACUUUGAAAUCAGUACAAAAUUUCCGAUCUCGUGUCCGAUAUUUUGGAAAUUUUCGUUCCACAAACGGUAACCAUGUAUGCCGCUGUGAAGCCGCUGUCUAAAUAUCUGCAAUUUAAAUCAGUUCGAAUAUACGAUGUGGUAUUUACAUUGCACUCCAAAUGUACGGUGGUCAUCUUGUUGACUUGCUCAUUUCUGCUAUCGGCCAAACAGUAUUUCGGGGAGCCUAUACAAUGUAUGGGUGAUGAUAAAUACAGCGAAUUCGUAAAUUCCUUCUGUUGGACAAUGGGCACCUAUGUGCUCAAUGUGUACGAUGUUCAAGAUCAAAUUCCACAUGGUGAUAAAUUGUUAAGCACACAGACUGGAGUCGAAUCGCCUUAUAUAGCUGAGGGCAUAUCCUCGGAGAUACCAGGUGUUACUGAGAGAGUUUAUUUGCGUUACUAUCAGUGGGUCAUCAUGUUACUCUUGCUGCAGUCGGUUAUCUUCUACUUUCCAUCUUUUCUUUGGAAGAUGUGGGAAGGGCAACGCCUUAAGCAGUUAUGCUCCGAAGUCGGUGAUGCUCUAGUACCGGAAAACACUUAUUUGGAACGUCUUAAAUUGUUAGUAAAGUACUUUACAUCGGAUUAUAAGGACAUACACUUUUGUUACAUGGUAAAAUGCCUAUCAUGUGAGGUAUUAAAUUUUUUUAUCAGUGUAAUAAAUAUACUGUUGCUUAACGUAUUCUUAAACGACUAUUGGACGAAAUACAUCAAAGCUUUGGCUACCAUACACCGUUAUGAUUGGGACACCUGGAAUCGGAUGACUUCGCGAAUUUUUCCGAAAAUCGCCAAAUGUGACUACUAUGCAUUUGGUCCAAGUGGCUCUCAAAACAAACGCGAUGUUCUUUGCAUUCUUCCGCUCAAUAUAUUAAAUGAGAAAAUUUUUGCUUUUCUGUGGUGUUGGUUCAUCAUAAUGGCUAUAAUUGCUGGUUUAAAUUUGCUCUAUCGCUUAUUUCUCAUAUCUAGUAGAACAUUUCGAAUGAAAAUGAUCAGUACGCAGUUGCGAUCAAUGCCUGCGUCACAGGUGCAGAGAGCUCUUGAGAAUGUAAGCUUUGGCGAUUGGUUUUUGCUUUUUAAAGUUAGUGUCAAUAUAAAUCCAACGUUGUUUCGAGAUCUCAUACAAGAAUUGUACAAGCAACGUAAGCUGCAGAAUAAUUUGACAUCAGUUUAAUUGUAAAACGGACUUCAGUAGUUAACUGAAGACUAACUAUUAUCUAUAAGAUUUUGCAUCGAAUGCCAUUUUGACCGAUUUAUACAAUAAAAAUUGAAUUUGAUUUCGCUGAUGACAAACGAAUGUUACAAAAAUAUUUAGUUACGUCUAAAGCUCACAUAAUACAUAUAAUAUAUGUAUGUAUUUGUGCUGUGUUGGGAGAAAUCUUCAAAUAUUUUGGCAAUUAUUGAAUUACUUAUUUUUGUAUUGAGCAAGCGAACAAAGUGAAUAUUACAAUAUGAAUAAUUAUAUUAGUAGAGUAAAAUGUUUAUGAAUAAACAUAUAAGUUUUGUUUUCUGCCUCUGUUAUAACUGUAACGUGUGAAAUUUUAAAGACGAUAAGUGAAUUUCACAAAGAAUGAAAUAAACAUAAGAUUUGAAUGAAGUCAAUUAA
Molecule: messenger RNA, 1741 nt
Organism: Anastrepha ludens (Mexican fruit fly)
Lineage: Eukaryota; Metazoa; Arthropoda; Insecta; Diptera; Tephritidae
Gene: zpg
Product: innexin inx5
Exons: 3
Coding region: 176-1309 (377 amino acids)
Biological process (GO): phototransduction
Cellular component (GO): plasma membrane; gap junction
Molecular function (GO): gap junction channel activity
Source: RefSeq, a predicted model, not a curated record